Molecule: messenger RNA, 4809 nt
Organism: Venustampulla echinocandica
Lineage: Eukaryota; Fungi; Ascomycota; Leotiomycetes; Helotiales; Pleuroascaceae
Exons: 7
Coding region: 1-4809 (1602 amino acids)
Biological process (GO): regulation of ARF protein signal transduction
Molecular function (GO): guanyl-nucleotide exchange factor activity
Source: RefSeq, a predicted model, not a curated record
AUGAGCGAUGGUUCCCAGGCCACAGAUACCCUAGUAUCCGAGCAGGCAACGCAUUCUCUUACCUCCUUACCCGAGUCAAAUUCGAAUUUCUCUGCGUCUAAGGAAAGUGGCCACUCUCGGCCAGCUGUUCAGACCAACGGAAACAUGAUGGACUCCGGGAGAAGCACAGUCUCGGUGGCAGUGGACCCCGUCGCCUUGAUUACAACAGAAUGUAUAACGGUGACAUCUGCCAUGCGAAAGCAUGGGCGGUGGGCGCACUCGUCAGUAUCUGCAAUUCUGAGUGGAAGCUCAACUCAUACAAGCUUGCAAAGCUCAAGACCCGGGACACCUCGAGACCAGCUUGGGAAUGAUAAAGGGGUCAGAACUAGGCCCUCAACCGGUGUCGCGGAUGAUAAUGAUGGGGGGCUUGCAAGUAGAUGGGGUUUGAGGGGGAAGAAGGGCAAGAGCAUGCAGGACAACCCAUUAAUGGCUGGGUUUGGAAGGUUGAGGCGUGAGCUUCAGGGCUGUAAAGAUAUACACAAAUUUGACGCGCCGUCAUUAUUCCAUCCUUUCCUCCAAGUAAUUCAAGCUUCUGCGACUUCGGCUCCUAUUACGUCUAUUGCGCUCAUGGCCAUAACGAAGUUCUUCUCUUAUAACCUCAUAAGCCCCGACUCUCCUCGACUCGCACUCGCCAUGCAGUCCUUAUCUGCUGCUAUAACACACUGCCGUUUUGAAGCCAGUGACUCUGCUGCGGAUGAGGUUGUGCUUCUACGGAUAUUGAAGCUUAUGGAAGGAAUGCUGUCAGGCCCUGGGGGGGACUUGCUCGGUGAUGAAAGUGUCUGUGAAAUGAUGGAGACAGGUCUGAGCAUGUGUUGCCAGUCAAGGUUAACGGAGCUUCUUCGCCGCUCGGCGGAAAUGUCCAUGGUCAAAAUGUGUCAAAUCAUUUUUGAGCGGUUAAAACACCUGGAGAUAGAGGCUGGGGACCUGGAGGCGUUGGAUGAAGAUACCAAGGAAGAUAUGGAUACUGUGAAAAUGGCUCCAUCGGCAAACGCCAACGAUGCUGUCAGAUCCUCUUUGGCCGCCCCUCCAAGUGAUUCCCGACAAUCAGCGAGUUUGGAUAAGUCACGCAACAGUCCUCUGCCUUCGCCAAUGGAGAACGGGACUGAAAUGGGAGUAGCAGCACCUGCAUCAGAGGCGUCAGAUGAUCUCCCUAUAAAACCGUACUCUCUCCCGUCAAUCCGGGAACUUUUCCGGGUACUGGUCGAUUUACUAGACCCCCAUGAUCGCCAGCACGCUGAUACUAUGAGAGUCAUGGCAUUGCGCAUAAUUGACGUGGCUUUAGAAGUUGCUGGUCCUUCCAUUGCUAAGCAUCCCAGCUUGGCAAACCUGGCCGAAGAUCGCCUCUGCCGAUAUCUGUUCCAACUUGUCCGAUCAGAUAACAUGGCAAUAUUACACGAGUCGCUUAUAGUUGCUGGCACCUUACUAGCAACGUGUCGAGGCGUCUUGAAACUGCAGCAAGAGCUCUUUCUCUCCUACCUAGUUGCUUGUUUACAUCCCCGCGUUGAAAUUCCGCGAGAGCCAGGCAUCGAUCCCUCGCUAUAUGCCGGCGUACCGCAAGCUCCCAGUAGUGGAAGAGCGACUCCAGUCCCAGUCAACGAUCGCCAAAAACUAGGAAUGGAAGGGGGAUCACGGAAACCAGAUGCCCGAGAGGCUAUGGUAGAGACCAUUGGCGCUCUUGCUCGGAUACCAACAUUUAUGGCUGAACUAUACGUCAACUACGAUUGCGAAGUUGACCGUAGCGACUUGUGUGAGGAUAUGGUAGGUCUCUUAUCUAGAAAUGCAAUUCCGGACUCAGCCACGUGGAGCACCACAAGCGUUCCGCCGUUGUGUCUAGAUGCGCUCUUAGGCUAUAUUCAAUUUAUAGCUGAAAGACUUGACGAUGAGCCCCGCUAUGAAGGAUAUCCCGGGGUCGCACAGUUGCGCGAGAAACGACGAAAGAAAAAGAUCAUUAUCCACGGAGCUGCGAAGUUCAAUGAGAAUCCAAAGGCUGGCCUAGCAUAUUUGAGUGCUAAAGGACUUAUCGAGGACCCCACGGACGCCAAGUCUGUUGCAAAUUUCUUGAAAGGAACGACACGGAUCUCUAAAAAGCCAUUUGGAGAAUUCAUUUCAAAAAAGGGCAACGAACCUAUUCUCGAGGCACUAAUGGAUUCCUACGAGUUCAGCGGGAAGCGAUUGGACGAAGCACUGCGUGAGCUGUUGGAAGCAUUCCGUUUACCUGGAGAGUCAGCGUUAAUCGAGCGUAUUAUUACGGUGUUCUCCGAACACUAUUACGAGACUGCUGAUCCAGAAGCUAUAGCCGACAAGGACGCGAUUUAUGUCCUGACCUACGCAGUAAUCAUGUUGAAUACAGAUCAACACAACCCAAAUGUCAGACCUCAAGAUCGUAUGAAGUACGAAAACUUUGCGAGGAAUCUGCGAGGUGUGAAUGGAGGCAAAGAUUUUGACACGGAAUAUCUCCAAGCAAUCUUCGACUCUAUCCAAUCGAACGAGAUUAUCUUACCGGAUGAGCACGAUAACAAGCACGCUUUUGACUAUGCCUGGAAGGAGCUCCUGCUCAAGACUGGAUCUGCAGGCGACCUCGCUAUAUGCGAUACCAACAUUUUCGAUGCAGAUAUGUUUGCUGCUACAUGGAAACCGGUUGUCUCCACGUUGUCAUAUGUGUUUAUGUCUGCGAGUGAUGAUGCAGUUUUCUCAAGAGUUAUUACAGGAUUCGAUCAAUGCGCACGCAUCGCCGCGAAGUACGGCCUGACGGAAGCUGUAGAUCAGGUAGUGUACUGCCUCAGCUAUAUCACUACACUUGCCACCGAGAGUCCAUCAAACACGUCUCUCAAUACCGAAGUGCAGGUUGGUGAGAACAGUGUUAUGGUUAGCGAAUUGGCCGUCAAAUUUGGAAGAGAUUUCAAGGCACAGCUAGCAACGGUUGUUCUAUUCCGCGUUGUAACGGGCAGUGAGGCUGUCAUCAGCGAGAGCUGGAAAUACAUCGUACGCAUUUGGUUGAAUCUCUUUGUCAACUCCCUCAUACCCCCUUUCUUCGGCCCAAAUCGCAUGGACAUUCCUCCCAUUCCCCUCCAAAACCCUUCUCUAGUAAUAGAUAGGGGGCAAAAGGCAAAUGAAACCGGUGUCUUCUCAGCCUUCACAUCUUAUAUCUCUAGCUACGUUGCGGAUGAUCCGCCAGAGCCAUCGGAUGAAGAAUUGGAAAGCACUCUUUGCACAGUGGAUUGUGUCAAUGCCUGCUACAUGGGAGACGUCUUCGCGAACGUGGUUAACUUGCCCGUGGACUCUCUGAAACCUCUAGUCCUAGCUUUGCUUGCCCAGUUACCUGAUGACCCUGCAUCUAUUGUUAUCAGCGUCAAAUCCGAGACCGAGCCACCAAUGUCACCAGCCUCACAAAAAGGGGCUGCCACUGGUCCCACGUAUGACCCUUCAAUGGUAUACAUCUUGGAGUUAUGUACCGUACUUGCGCUCCGCGACAGUGAUACCGUAAAUGCGUUUGGAGCAGAUGUUGCGGAGGCUCUGCAAAAUGUGAUGCGAAAUAUCGCUAGCUACCACCAUAUCAUGGUCUCGAGGACAAUCUUCUACUUGCUUCAUCUGCUACAUGCCAGCUACGAACAAACUUUCCUCCGGGCCCCGAUCGUUCUACACACAAUAUCCAGUUUUAAGAAAGACCUGUUGAGCAAGUCUGCUCCACUUGUGCUCCAGGGAUUAACUCAAUGUAUCAAGGAACCUGGCCCUCUAAGGAAUGAGAUCAUGACAUCCCCUGAUUUCUGGGUCAUCCUUCGCAACCUCGCCAGCAAUGCGCAGUCUGCCCCAACUGUGUUCGAAAUCCUCGAAGGCAUUGCUGUCGGCUCUCCACCUACCAUAAUGGCAGAUAAUUAUGAGUCUGCGGUAAAGUUACUCACUGAUUUCGCAUCCGCUGGGAGUAUCGGAUCGACACUUGAACAACGAAAGCAAGGCAGUAGAACCAAACCAAAGCGGCCCCAGAAGCGGCCAAAUCAAAAGGAACCACCGAUUGAUGAGGCUGCGGUUGAGGCUGCAGUAUCUCGUGGUGUUAAAGCGAUUACCAUGAUUUACUCUGUGACGACUCGAAUUCCAGUUUUGAUGAAGCAAUCUCAUCUUGAAAGUAAAGAGGCAUGGGCAGCUUACUGGUCGCCGAUUUUCAGGGCUCUCACAACCCAAUGUACCAAUCCUUGUCGCGAGAUCCGGCAUCAGGCGUUCUCGGCGCUCCAGCGCACGCUACUUUCUCCCGAACUGACAUCCGGCGAGCAUGAGGAAUGGACCGCUAUCUUUGGCGAAGUUCUAUUCCCGCUUAUUGUGCGACUCUUAAAACCAGAAGUUUUCUCAUCUGAUCCUGUUGGAAUGAGCGAGACAAGAGUACAAGCUGCGACUUUACUCUGCAAAAUCUUCCUCCAUUACCUGGUGCUGCUUUCAAAGUGGGACGGGAUGCUAGAUCUUUGGAUCAAAAUCCUUGAUAUCAUGGACAGGUUGAUGAACAGUGGGCAGGGUGAUAGUCUGGAGGAGGCUGUUCCCGAAAGCUUGAAGAAUAUCCUGCUAGUCAUGUCCAGCAGCGGCUAUCUUGUUCCCCAAAGCCAAGACCCCGCCCAGGAAAAGCUAUGGUCAGAGACGUGGAAGCGCAUCGAUCGAUUCCUUCCGGAUCUGAGGAAAGAUCUUGCUCUAGAUCCGCCAAUGGAGGCUGAAAAGCCCACUGAAGUCCCAGUUGAAGAGAAGAAGGGGGAUGAAAAUGCUCCGGCGACAGUGUCGCCCGUUUCGUAG